This is a messenger RNA of Cynara cardunculus var. scolymus (artichoke), 636 nucleotides long. Its product is annotated as putative ripening-related protein 2. The transcript has a single exon. Lineage: Eukaryota; Viridiplantae; Streptophyta; Magnoliopsida; Asterales; Asteraceae. The record is from RefSeq and is a predicted model, not a curated record. Bases 20 to 544 code for a protein of 174 amino acids.
AAAAGACCAUAUAGCUAAAAUGAAGCAAUCUCCAAUUAUCUUUCCCAUUCCCUUUUGUAUACUUAUUACCUUGUUCAUAUCAUCCACGGAAGCUCAAUCCUGCAAUCCCAAUGAGAAGUUGGCAGGCAAAAACUCGCUUCUACGACGUCUGAACCAUUCAGACCGUUGCAAAAACGGCAAGUUUUCCGUCGCAUCCAAAGGGUCACCGCUUGUCGUUGGCAAUACAAAUUCGAUUAUGACGAUUAACAGCUUCGAGAAGAGCGGGGAUGGUGGUCAGCCGUCGGAGUGUGACGGAAAGGACCACUCGGAUGACACUCUAAUCGUGGCGUUGUCCAGCGAGUGGUAUAAUCAUGGGCAACGGUGUUUUAAGUUGAUCAAUAUAUAUUAUAACGAUAAAAGCGUGCAAGCUAUGGUGGUUGAUGAAUGUGACUCGAAUAAGGGGUGUCGUGAUGACAUCGUGGAUGCAUCUAAAGCCGUUUGGAAGGCACUUCAGGUUCCGAAAGAUGAAUUUGGGGAAACCACAGUUACGUGGUCAGACGCAUGAUGCCGUUCAAGAACGCAUAUAAAAACCAGUAGAUCUUAUAGUAGAUCUGAUGCAGAGGUAGGGUCCAGGAGUAGGAUGUACCAGAUACUUUG